Molecule: messenger RNA, 1962 nt
Organism: Armigeres subalbatus
Lineage: Eukaryota; Metazoa; Arthropoda; Insecta; Diptera; Culicidae
Gene: FMRFa
Product: FMRFamide-related peptides
Exons: 2
Coding region: 268-1290 (340 amino acids)
Biological process (GO): neuropeptide signaling pathway
Source: RefSeq, a predicted model, not a curated record
GAAAAUGGUUCACUGGAAUCAGUAGACCAGUGGACUCCAGCUAGUGCCGUGAAGCGUGCAACAGUAUCGAACCUACCCGGGAGCAUCGGUGGGUGCCUACGCGUAGUGUGUCAGUUCCCAACGUGGUUUUCGACUAGAAGGAUAUACUAACGGCUACCAGUCCUUACCGGGCCAUGUGCUUCUGAUGUGCAGCGUCAAGUGCAGUUUUUAGUUGAAUCUACAGCGGCUUCGGGAGCACCAUGUUACAUCAUACAUAAAUUUUACGCGAUGAAGAUGUAUUUGUUUCUGGCUAUCCUGAUAUACAAAUGCAGCAAUCAUUUCUCCUGCGCCGAGUAUGAAGUGGUUGAAGCAAGCAAAACGGAUACCGAUCCUAUCGCCUCGUUGGACUUCAAUCCGGAGAGUGAAAACGAUUACACAAACAACAACGGGAUGGUAUUCGAAUUUCGACGCAGCAUCAAAAGCGAUGACACGGAAAUAGAAGCCAGGAGGCGAAGUGCUCUGGACAAGAACUUCAUGCGUUUCGGGAGAACAGAUCCUACAACUUUACAGCGUGUGGCUCGGGAGAGUAAGCGAGCUAAUCUAAUGCGAUUCGGUCGGGCAGGUCAAGGAUUUAUGAGGUUCGGUAGAAUUCCUGGAGACGUUCCUUACUCGUUGGUACAUUAUGACGAUACUAACGGGAAGAAUUAUAAUUCGGAUGAUGAACAAUCAAGUGAAGAAAUUGCGUAUUCCAAACGAACGCCAAACUCCGAUGAGAUUACAGAAGUUAGUGAAUCUGGAGAACAAAUCAAACCCAAACAAUUGGUAUAUUACAGACGAGAUUCUCCCAAGAAUUUAAUGAGAUUCGGUAAACGGGCAGAUCCCAACAAGUUCCUUCGAUUGGACCGUGCAAACCUUAUGCGGUUUGGACGAUCUGGUGCUGCAGUGAAUCUACAACGAGGGAACUUACUCCGUUUCGGCCGGGCAAAUGGAAACCUGAUGCGAUUCGGGCGCUCGAAUAGUAAUUUAAUGCGUUUCGGCAGAUCUGAUCCACGAUUUUUGCGACUGAUAAAAAUGGAUAACAACUUCAUGCGAUUUGGGCGGUCAGAUAAAUCAUUAAAAUCGUUCGAGAGAAACGAAACGGGGUCCUCGGGAUCCUUAGUAUCUUCGAAUGACGAUAACAAAAGUGAAUUAUCGCAUCACAUUCAACUAGCGGACGACAAAGUUGAUGCUCCAUCCAAAUCCGAUGAGGAUUAUGAAAUUCACAUGAGGGAAGAAGAUAUCCUUGCUCCAAUUUUCCUUCCAAAUAAAUAGUUUCCCGCAUAAAUCGCGCGGAAAAGUUAGUGAAUACACAUAGAAUUCACUAUGGCCAGAUUGUUAAUGAUAUUAAAAAUACGUCCGAUAAGUACUAUGUUAUCGCUAUUGGACUGAUAUGAUAAGGCUGGGAUUAACAAUCUGGCUAUGGUGAAGCAAGGCGAAACCUUCCACUCCUAAACAAUUCAAGAAUGCCAAAUGAAUUAGUCAACAAACCAGAUGAAGUGAUUCUUAUUCUAUAUAUAGCUAUAUUUAUAAAUUUACACAUACAUUGUAGUCGUUAUUAUCAUUAUUAUCUCAAUCACACUGAUUUGCUGUAAAGUAAAAUAAAAUUUAAAUACGCAUUGGAAAGACGACAUCAACUUAUAUAUUUAAAAAUACCCGAAACCCAUUGUUUCAAUUAUAAUCUUUUCAUUUAUGCAAAAAACUUUCCCUUUUCCUUUUUUGUCAGAUGGCAGCCCAAUGCGAUUAUAAGAGGAAGAAAAAUACUCACUGAAAGAAUUUUAAGUAUCGUCUGCUCUAAUAGAGAGUGCAUUUACCCAUAUUAAAGUUAUGGCGGGCAUUUCCGUCCGAGAAAUAGCAUGCAAAGGUUUGACUUCACCGUUUAAGAACAUCGGAAAUGAAAGAGUAAACUCCAUGAAAAAUUGAAACACAAAAAAUAUCAAUAAAAAA